Armigeres subalbatus is the source of this 1044-nucleotide messenger RNA. Its product is annotated as protein TIPIN homolog. Gene Ontology annotation, biological process: DNA damage response; replication fork arrest; DNA replication checkpoint signaling. The coding region runs from base 160 to 993 and encodes 277 amino acids. Gene Ontology annotation, molecular function: DNA binding. Gene Ontology annotation, cellular component: nucleus; replication fork protection complex. The record is from RefSeq and is a predicted model, not a curated record. The transcript is spliced from 2 exons. Lineage: Eukaryota; Metazoa; Arthropoda; Insecta; Diptera; Culicidae.
GAAAGAAGGUAUUCUGUUUCAUAAAACGAAACCUCAAUAAAAAAUUGUGUGUGUAUUAUGAUUGCGCGGCAUUAAAUUUCCAUUUAAAACUUUGUUUGGAUUUUAAACAAACUUUAAAGAUUUUACAAAAUUUUGAAUAUUGUGUACGACUGUGACAACAUGUCUGUUUUGGAUUCGCUCUUCGGGAACGAACUUGACAAUGAAAACGAUGGGGAAAUCCCAUCUGAAAAUGAGGACGCAGGCAUGGAUCCGGACAAUGCGGAUGCCAAUGAUGCUGAAGAAAAUGAAUCAAAACCGGUUCCCGUAGAGCCGAAGAAGAAGACUGUACGUCAUCCCCGACUUACACUGAAUGCGGCGGUGCUAUGUGGCCCGAGAGGGAUAAUUGACAUGGACAGCUAUUUCAAAGGUAUGAAAUUUAAAGGCAAGGGACACGAGAGAGAAGAUCUCGAUGCUGUUAUGAAACGGAUGCAACAUUGGGCUCAUCGCAUGUUCCCCAAGUAUGGAUUCGAUGACAGCCUAGCGGCAAUCGAGAAUCUCGGUCGAAAGAAGCAAACCCAGUCUUACAUGAAUAAAUAUCGGAUGGGUUUGCUGGAACCUGAAGUACCGAUACUUGAUAACGACACGGAAGACCUCAUGGAAAAUAAUUUGAACGCUCUAAACCAACCUCUCGAUCCUUUAGACAGCAUGCUGGAGGAACAGAUAGCCAUUUCUCGAGCCAAUGCCAAUGCGAGUCUAAACACUUCUGGCGUAGGAAACUUGUCCAUAACAGAGAAUAAUUUCGACUCCAUUCGGGAUGACAGUGUACCGACAACACCCGUUCACACUCCCAGCCGACCAUCGCCAGGACUAACAGAGGAAAUGCGAGCGAAAAUAGCAGCAAAUCGAUUGAAAGCUUUGGAACUUCGAAAAGCUAGAAUGAUGACAACUGAAAAUCGACCUACUGACAAUACAACAGAAGAUAUUUCUUUAGUCACUAAUCAAAUGGAAAGCUGAAAAACUUAUGCUCAAGUUAUUUGGAAUAAAAUAAGAUUUAAAAAAUUGGAA